UCUCUUUAUCUCUCUUUCUGUCUGUAAACACUUCACGUAUAAAAGAUUAGUUUUUAAAUUGAACUUUAUCGGUGUGGUUGAGACAGACAAAGACAGAUUGAUAUCUCGUUUCUCCUCACUAUCUUCUGUCUCUACUUCAACUUCUCUACUUCCUCCACCCACCUGCCUCCCUCUCUCUCUCUCUCUCUCUUUCUUUCUCUUUCUCUCUCUCUCUCUCUCUCUCUUUCUGUGUCUUUGACGCUCAGCUUUUGCAAAGUUUCCCACCUGAGCGGCAUCACAUGAAACUGAUCGGGGAGAUAUCAACGCUGACCUUAAAGAUUUGAGCUGAAGGACAGAAAAGAAGAACAUGAAGAGGAGCUGAAGAAGAAGAAGAAGAAGAAGAAGAAGAAGAAGAAGAAGAAGAAGAAGAAGAAGAAGAGACGUAAACACAAGUCCAUCAUGAUUCAAUCAAAUCAAUCCGUCCACUCAGUCUUCUGCUGCUGCUGUGCCAUGCAGACCAGGGAGAUCAGCACUCGCAUGGAGCUGGAGGGAAGCACCUCUCUGUGUUUCCGGAGCAGACGAUACCCAGGGCAUGCCUGUCGGGUCGACAGGUCGAGGAGGAAGCUCCCCCUCCCGCCUCCCGAUGACGAGGACGGUGAAGGUCACGGGUUGUUAAGUGUGGUUGCCAUGUACGACUUCACCGCCAAGGAGGACACGGACCUCACACUGAAACAGGGAGAAGAGUACAUCAUCCUCCACAAACAGGACCAGUUGUGGUGGAGAGCGCAGGACAAACACGGGAAUAAAGGAUUCAUCCCGAGCAACUACGUGACGGAGAAAAACAGAAUCGAGGCAAACUCGUGGUACUGCAAGAACAUCACCAGGACAGAAGCUGAGCAGCUGCUGAGACAGGAGGACAAAGAGGGUGGUUUUGUGGUGCGAGAGUCCAGUCAGAAGGGAGUCUACAUCGUCUCCCUCUAUACCAAAACAUCAGGUGCUAACGGGGAUAUCCGGCAUUACCAGAUCAAAAUAAGUGACACGGGACAGUUCUACUUGGCUGAAAAACACACCUUUAACUCCAUACCUGAUGUCAUACACUACCACGAACACAACGCAGCAGGUCUGGUGACCAGGUUGCGGUAUGCAGUGGGUCCUAUGGGAAGGUGUGUUCCCGCCACAUCAGGAUUCAGCUCAGAGAAGUGGGAGAUCAACCCCACUGAGCUGACCUUCAUGAAGGAGCUGGGCAGCGGUCAGUUCGGUGUGGUGAGGCUCGGCAAGUGGAGGGCUCAGCACAGAGUCGCCAUCAAGGCCAUCCGAGAGGGAGCCAUGUACGAGGAGGACUUCAUCGAGGAGGCUAAAGUCAUGAUGAGGCUGUGUCACCCUAAACUGGUGCAGCUGUACGGUGUUUGCCUGCAGCAGCGUCCUCUACUCAUCGUGGCCGAGUUCAUGGAGAACGGCUGCCUGCUGAACUUCCUGCGGCAGAAGAGCCGGACCCUGAACGAGGCGUGGCUUCUGUCCAUGUGCCAGGACGUCUGUGAGGGCAUGGAGUACCUGGAGGCUCAGAGUUUCAUCCACAGAGACCUGGCAGCCAGGAACUGUCUGGUUAAUGAGCACAAUGUUGUGAAGGUCUGCGACUUUGGAAUGACCAGGUACGUUCUAGACAACCAGUACACCAGUUCAAGUGGUGCAAAGUUCCCAGUGAAGUGGUCUCCUCCGGAAGUUCUCCACUUCAGUAAAUACAGCAGCAAGUCUGACGUCUGGUCCUACGGUGUGGUGAUGUGGGAGAUCUACUCGGAGGGUCGGACUCCCUUUGAAAACUGCUCCAACCUGGAUGUGGUUAACGAAAUCACCAGAGGAGUCCGGCUGUACCGACCGCACCGAGCCUCGCAGCCGCUGUUCGCCAUCAUGUACCGCUGCUGGCACGAGAAGCCUCUGGGUCGGCCAUCUUUCUCAGAGCUACUGGAGGAAAUCAGAAAACUGGCAGAAAAUCCGGAUUAACAAACACAAAUAUUAUUGUUAUCAUGAAUGUAAAGAUUGUUUGUUGUCAUUGUAAAUAACUAUUUUUUUCACUAAAGUUUUUCAGAUAACUUUUUUACAUGUUUUAUUUUUUAACUUUAAACUUUUUAUAAAAUACAUGUAAAACUAUAAAAUCAGAAAAUAUAAGUGAAUCAUAAGCUUUAUAGACAUAUGAUGAUCAUAUCACAUUUACUGUACUUAUAGCUUUACCUCUGUGAAAUAAAAAAUGCACAUUUGAAGCUCUCAUUCAAACACAGUAAUGGACUGUUUAUUAUACUAUCCGUUAAAGGUACUUUUGAGUACUUUAAGGCCAUUAAAAAAAUACAUAUGUUGGAAAACUUUCUAUUAAAUAAA
Messenger RNA from Anoplopoma fimbria (sablefish), 2349 nucleotides. RefSeq names its product TXK tyrosine kinase (gene txk). The transcript is spliced from 16 exons. Bases 439 to 1977 code for a protein of 512 amino acids. Lineage: Eukaryota; Metazoa; Chordata; Actinopteri; Perciformes; Anoplopomatidae. Gene Ontology annotation, molecular function: ATP binding; protein binding; non-membrane spanning protein tyrosine kinase activity. Gene Ontology annotation, biological process: adaptive immune response; T cell receptor signaling pathway; peptidyl-tyrosine autophosphorylation. The record is from RefSeq and is a predicted model, not a curated record.